CUUCAAAAAAAAAUGGAGUUUUCCGGCGACAAUAACAGUGGCACACAUGUUCUCCUCUUCCCGUUCCCUACUUCCGGUCACAUCAUCCCCCUCCUUGAUCUAGCCAAUCACCUCAUAAAUCACAGCCUAAAACUAACAAUUCUAGUCACACCUCUCGUUCUACCAUUAAUUGAACCAAUCCAAGAAAUUCACCCUUCAGAUUCCAUUCAAACACUUGUCCUUUCAGUUCCUGAAACCCCUCCUGGAUCCAAUUUUGCUACAAGGGUUCGUGCGACUUCUAAACUUUAUGAUCCGAUUAUCGAUUGGUUCCAUACACAUCCAUCUCCUCCUGUAGCCAUUAUCUCCGAUUUCUUCCUUGGUUGGACACUUCAACUGGCAUGCCGACUAGGUGUUCGACGUAUUGCCUUUUGGCCGUCUGGAGCUUUUACUUGCUUAGUUAUGAGUUACACAUGGAGCAAUGUUGAAGAAAUCUUCUCAAAAUCUGAUGAAAAUACUUUGGUUACUUUCAAUAAUAUUCCGAAUACGCCGGAAUAUCCUCGCCUUCAAGUGUGUACGUUGAGCAGUCAGUAUAAAAAAGGAGACUCAGAUUGGGAAUUUUUAAGGGACGGUUUGUUAGACAAUGUUAAAAGUUGGGGUACUCUAUUCAACACUUGUAGAGAAAUUGAGGGUCUUUAUAUUGAUCAGGUAAAGAAAGAAAUGGGCCAUGAUAGGGUUUGGGCUGUUGGGCCUUUGUUAAAUGUAGUAGGCCCAUGUUAUUCUCAACGUGGCGGGUUGAGCGCGAUGCCACACGAUGAAGUGAUGACGUGGUUAGACGACAAGGUUGAUGACUCGGUCGUUUACGUGUGCUUUGGGAGUCGCUCGAUAUUGACACGACAACAGACGGCUGCCCUGGCGACAUCCUUGGAACGUAGUGGGGUGAAUUUCGUCUGGUGCUUGAGAAUUCAAAAAGUGAUGGACGACAAUGAGGAGGAGGAGGAUGAUCCAAUCACCAAAGAAUAUGAAAAUCGAAUAGCUAAUAGAGGGUUGAUAAUCAAAGGUUGGGCUCCACAACUUGCUAUACUAAAACAUCGAGCCGUGGGAAUUUUCCUGACUCAUUGUGGAUGGAAUUCAAUACUAGAAGGCAUAUCCUCUAAAGUGCUCAUGCUAACAUGGCCUAUGGGUGCAGACCAAUUUAUAGGUGAAGAAUUGUUAGUUAACGAACUAAAAGUGGGAAUAAAGGCAUGUGAAGGUGGUAGUCAAGUAGAGUUGACUCAAAUCUUAUGUGAUUCAAUUGGUGGAGCUCGUUCACAAAAAGAGCGAAUGAGAAAACUCCAUGAUGGUGUCGCAAAGGCGGUUCAAGAGGGAGGGAGCUCCAGUCAAGAUUUUCAUGUAUUUGUCAAGCAACUAUGUCAACUUCCAAGUAAGAAACCAAGUAUAUGUAAUAAGGGUGGGCCUAAAUAGUGGGUAAAUUUUCAUGCAUUUUGCUUAUGUAUUAAAUGAUUUCUCACUUUAAUUAUUUUUUAUUUGAA
Solanum dulcamara is the source of this 1508-nucleotide messenger RNA. Its product is annotated as flavonol 3-O-glucosyltransferase UGT89B1-like. Gene Ontology annotation, molecular function: UDP-glycosyltransferase activity. The transcript has a single exon. NCBI's taxonomy places the organism in Eukaryota, Viridiplantae, Streptophyta, Magnoliopsida, Solanales, Solanaceae. The record is from RefSeq and is a predicted model, not a curated record. Bases 13 to 1440 code for a protein of 475 amino acids.